CACCACCUGGCCAGACAUGGCGGCAGCAGUAGGUAGGAGAUGGAGACCUGAGCUCCUUGUCCUCCGUGCUGGCACUGGCAGCCUCUCCAGCCUCCUGCUUCUGUGCUGGUUACAUGGAGGAGGCGGGUACUGGGCCAAAAAAGAAAAGCCCCAGUGUUGAAGCUUCUUCCAAGGUUCAUUCCAUGCUCAUAUUUGGUGCUGGCUGCACAGGAAUUUCCCGGCAUCCCUCGCACGCCUGUCUGUCACCCUGGCUUGACAUUAGAGACACCACAAGGGGAGGGGAGAGGCAGCAAAGUAAAGGUGGACGACACUGACACGGAGCUAUCCCAUGCGCCUACUGCCGCUCUCCGUCCUCCUGCUCUGCCUCUCUAAAGCAGCUGUUGUCCCUGUUCUUUGCCCCUUCGUUUUGUUGGUGAGGAUAUCACAGUGAUGUCUGCAUUCAACCUGCUCCAUUUGGUGACAAAGAGCCAGCCAGUGGCCCUGCGGGCCUGUGGGCUUCCCUCAGGAACACGAAAAGAGAAAAAGACUUGCAAGGUUGUAUUUACUGAGCAAGAAUUAAGGAAACGACUGACACCAAAGCAAUAUCAUGUCACCCAAGAAAAGGGGACAGAAAGUGCCUUUGCCGGAGAAUACACCCAAAAUACAGCACCUGGGUUAUACAAAUGUGUGGUCUGUGGAGCAACUCUUUUCAGGUCUGAAAAAAAAUUUGACUCCAACUCAGGAUGGCCUUCAUUUUUUGAUGUUGUCAACCCAGAAGCAAUAACGGUUACCGAUGAUUUUUCAUAUGGGAUGCACAGAGUAGAAACAAGCUGUAGUCAGUGUGGUGCUCAUCUCGGUCAUGUUUUUGAUGAUGGUCCACGUCCAACUGGUAAAAGAUACUGUAUAAAUUCUGCAUCAUUGAACUUCAUACCAGAAGAGUCAGGUGGAGCUGAAGGAAGUAGUUCCUUAGAUCCACCUGGAAAGACUGAAUUUUAAAACAAAGUAAAAUCUUAUAAAAAUGUAACAUUUAACAGCCAUUCUCUGGACUAUGCAUUUUCUGAAUUGUUUUCCAGAAUAUAAUACUCACUGUACAUUCACUAUUUCCAUAUUGUAUAGCUGCGGUCAUGUUUAUGCUCUUCCAAAGAAUUAUUAUUCAAAAUGUAUUUAUUUGCAAUGCUGUUACUUCUAUAUACAUAACUUAGUAAGGUACAUUUAACAUAAAUUAUGAAUUCCAAUUUUAUGAAGAGACAGAAUAACACUGUUUAUAUCUGGGCCCUAUUUCUCCUCUUUCCUUAUGUGAACAAUGUUAACAAGCAGUAUUUUGGUGUGUUAUACAGCUUAAUGGUACGGAAUGGGUACACUAUAGUGUGUCGUUUAUGUGUACAUUCAGAAGAAAAUGGAAAAAUAAAAACAGUGGAAAGAAGGACGCUGAAAUGUUGGCAACAUUAAACCUUUUAUAUUUGUUUUCUAUGGAGUUUACAAAAAUAAAAUAAGAGCUGCAAGAUUAAAGGACAUCUGCAGCGUGAUUAACACUUAUCCCCUAUCCACAAAAUAGGGGUUAAGUGUUUGAUUGCGGGCGGUCCGACCGCUGGGACCCCCUGUGAUCUCCUGUAUGGGGCCGCGGCUGUCCCGUGCAGGGGGUGUGUCGGCCGCAGCAUGACGUUGCAGCCGGCACGCCUCCUCCAUACAUACGGGGAGGAGACGGGGUGUCACCGUCGACCUCUAGGUCAACGCUACGCGCCUUAGUGCUCACCAUGAGCGCUAAUGGCGGUCCCCCGUUAGGGAGAUCGAGGGGGGGUCCCAGCGGUCGGACCCCCUGCAAUCAAACCCUUAUCCCCUAUCCUGUGGAUAGGGGAUAAGUGUCACACCGCUGCAGUUGUCCUUUAAGGAGUUCUCAACAGGUUUUGUUAGUAUUGUCUUUACAUUAUUGUUUUAAGUUUAUUUUUUUUUCAUACUUUCUGUUUACAUAAAUGAAUUAAAAAAAAAAUGCCCUAUACAGUCAUCUGUGUACAAAUAAACUUAUAAAAUACAAAAGUGUAUAUUUGAUUUGUUACGCAAUUACAAUAAUAUAUUAUUUUCUGAUAAAGUUAAAGCUUCCCUGUCAUAUUUUUUGCAUAAACGAGUUGUACUAGUCUAUUAAAAAAUCUUAAUCCUUUCAGUACUUAUGAGCUGCUGAAGUUGAGUUGUUCUUUUCUGUCUAAGUGCUCUCUGAUGAAACCUGUCUCGGGAACUGUCCAGAGUAGAAGCAAAUCCCCAUAGCAAACCUCUUCUACUCUGUGCAAUUCCAGACACAAGCAGAGAUGUCAGCAGAGAGCACUGUUACCAGACAGAAAAGAACAACUCAACUUCAGCA
Molecule: messenger RNA, 2332 nt
Organism: Hyla sarda
Lineage: Eukaryota; Metazoa; Chordata; Amphibia; Anura; Hylidae
Gene: MSRB3
Product: methionine sulfoxide reductase B3
Exons: 7
Coding region: 430-975 (181 amino acids)
Biological process (GO): response to oxidative stress; protein repair
Cellular component (GO): cytoplasm
Molecular function (GO): peptide-methionine (R)-S-oxide reductase activity
Source: RefSeq, a predicted model, not a curated record